Molecule: messenger RNA, 4760 nt
Organism: Anopheles coustani
Lineage: Eukaryota; Metazoa; Arthropoda; Insecta; Diptera; Culicidae
Exons: 7
Coding region: 1-3558 (1185 amino acids)
Biological process (GO): proteolysis
Molecular function (GO): protein binding; serine-type endopeptidase activity
Source: RefSeq, a predicted model, not a curated record
AUGGGCACGGCAAACGACGCCAACUCCCGCCGAUCGGAUGAGCAGCAGCAUCGGCACCAUCACCAUCACCACAGGCGUUCGCAACAUCAGCCACAGCAGCAGCAACAGCCGCCACGGAAUGGGCCGCCGGAACCGGCGAAAGCAGCGGCCGGGGCUGGCAAACGGGGCCCACCGAAGCCACCGAAACCCGACGCCCAACAGCAGAAGGUUGCGAGCGACGACGACUGGCAGUAUCCGUACGAAAAUCAGCACUCGAAGCAACAUCACGUGCAGCAGGUGCCGAUGUGGGGCGCCAAAGAGCGCGACUGGGUGGACGUGAAGAAACCCAGCACAAAGUACCUGGAGUCGGACGACUGCGAUUCGCUGCCUCCACCGCCGCCACCGGACGACGAUCCGUACUUCGAUGACGACGAUCGGCUGGCGCAUCAGCUUCAUAACCACCACCACCAACAUCACAACCAGCUUCACCCACAGCUUCACCAUCAGGUCCAACAGCAACAGCAGCAGCAACAACAACAGCAGCAGCAACAGCAGAAUCACCUCGCGCACCUGAACGGGAUGCACCAUCUGGGCAUGGGGCAGCAUCAGCACCAGCACCUGGCCACCAUGACGCCCCCGCCCGCCCUCGACUCCGACCUCGACUCGAGCCCCAAGAAGGACCGCAUGCUGCGCUCCAACUCGGACAGCUCGCACGGCACCAACGGCAGCGCCGGCGGCAAGCAGAAGAACGGGGGCGCGAGGGAGAAGGGCGGCGCGGCGGGCGGCGGCGGAGGGGGGCACGGGCACCAUCAUCACCAUCACCACCAUCACCAUCACAAUGGCGGCCGGGUGCCGGUGCACGCCAAGAGCAGCCGGGCCGAGUCGGUCCUGUCCAGCGACUCGGACAUCCGCUUCACGCGCCGCAAGCUCGGCGACAACCAGAAGUGCGGCUGCGCGCUCAUCGCCGGCUUCCUGCUCAUCCUGCUCUGCGCCGGAGCGAUCGUCUACGUCGGAUACACCUAUCUGCGGCCGGAGCCAUUGCCGGAUCGAAUAUUUCGUGCCCGGCUGCGCGUCAUCGAGGGUGACCGGUGGACGCCGGAGCUGGCGGACCAGAACACGAUGCGGUUCCAGCACCGGGCGCGGGACUACCGGGAGCGCAUCAACCUGAUCAUGCGCCGCUCGGAUCUCCGCGAGCCGUUCGAGGGAAGCGAAAUCUUGGCGCUAGAUGGCAACGAGGACCCGGGUGACCUGACGCUGCACUUUGCGCUCUACUUCGAUCCGUACGCCGAGCUGGUGUCGGCAGCGGAUUUGCGUGCGAUUCUACUGGAGGAGAUCACGGGCCAGGAGCGGAAGUACUUCCGUAAUCUGACCAUCGACCCGAACAGUCUGGUGAUCAAGGAGGUGUCGGGCACGGGCGAUGACGUGAUCGGUACGUCUUCGUCGCCGCUCGGAGGUAAGGACGAGGUGACGGUGGAGAUCGUGACGACGGUCCGGCCCCCGCGUAAGUGUGAACCGCUCCGGCUUGGCUACUGCCGCUCGGUGGGCUACAACGUCACUACGUACCCGAACUUCUUCGGCCACAACUCGCUGGAGGACGUCGAGGCGGACCUGAUCUCGUUCCGGGAGCUGGUAGACGCUGAGUGCUUCCGGCAGGCGUUCGACUUCAUCUGCCGCCUGUUGCAGCCGCCGUGUGAGUACCGCAGUGUCGAGGAACCGUCACCCGGCACCGUCUGCCGUCAGUACUGCCAGGCGUUCUGGGCCGGCUGCGGUGAGCGAUUGCCGGAGCGACUCCGGCGGUUUCUCGACUGCGAACGCUUCCCGGAGUCGACGGGCGUGCAGUCGUGUCACAGCAAGCCGGGAUGCACUGGUGAGCUGCAGGCGAACGCACUCUCCUCCCGUCUGUGCGAUGGCGUCGCGGACUGUGCCGAUCUGUCGGACGAGAACACCUGCACGUUCUGCGCGUAUGGUGCCAUCUCCUGUGGCCGUAGCCGUGCCUGUUAUGCCAAGAACGCUCGCUGCGAUGGAAAGCUGGACUGUCCUGAUGGGAGCGACGAGAAGGAUUGCCUAUCGAUUUCACCGCAGGUGAACUUCCUCACCUUCCCACCACCGAUCGUCCCAUUCCGGCCGCGGUUCUACUCGGAGGGCUAUGCUGUGUUCUCGGAGAAGGGCACCACGGGCAAGUUGUGCUCGGUCGGCAUGGAGUCGAACGAGUACGUGCGCAACACGGUCGCGGAGUCGCUGUGCAAGGCCCUCGGCUACGAGCGGGUCGACUACUCGGAGAUACGCAACGACACCGAGCCGAACACGAGCUACGUGCGUGUGCUGGACCCGCGCGCCUCCGAGAUCUCGUUCGUACGCACGCAGUGCCAGAGCAAGCAAUCGCUGUACGUCGCUUGCAGCCAUCUGGAGUGCGGCGUUCAGUCCGCCCAUUCUCCCACGCAGACAGUCGGCCUAUCCAAGAUGGCGACCCCGGGCGACUGGCCUUGGUUGGUGGCACUUUUGCGCGCUGACACGCACGUUUGCGAUGGUACACUGGUAUCGAAAGAUUGGGUGCUGACGACGGAGUCCUGCUUCCAGGGGCAGGCCAAGGCAACCUGGAUGGCCGUAUUUGGCGCCGUGCGGCUCUCCUCCAACGCCCCAUGGACUCAACGGCGACGCAUCAUUGGCAUGGUAAAGUCCCCGGUGGAGGGCAGCACGGCAGCGAUGGUACGCCUGGAGACGCCCGUCGUGUACUCGGACUUUGUGCGCCCUAUCUGCCUGCCCGACAUUCCGCUGAAGGAAACGAUCGACCGCAGCGAUAACAACGUCACGCCGACGCCGCACGCGGAAAAGUACUCGACAAAGACGCAGGCGGGCAAGCCGGCGGCGGGCUCGCAGACGGUCGGGGGCAGCCGGAAGCUGAAGGAGUACCGGCAGUACUUCGAGAUGCCCGGUGAGGAUGAGCUGGCCGGGGACGAGUACGGCGAUCUGAACGAGGCGGCAAAGUACGUCAAUCAGUACAGUGCGGACUUUACGGAUGAGCAGUAUCGCAUUCCGAAGGCGGAGGCAGCGUCGGCCGGUGCCAUCGGAGCUCCCGGCGGUGGAGGCGGUCCCGCCGCAUACCCGCUGCCCGCGAACUCCCCGCAGACGAACAACUACAUCUCGGCGCUGAACUACAUCGGACCGGGCGGACCGGCCAGCGUCGGCGCGGGCGGUAUUGGUUUCCAGCAGCCGACCAAGCUCGGCAAGCAGAGCCAGUGGACGAACUGCAACACGCUCGGGUGGUCGCGGCAGCGGGAUCACCUGCAGCGGGUGCAGCUCAAGCUGAUCGACAUGUCGCCGUGCGAGAACAUCUCGAUCGCCACGGUGAACAGCCUGUGCGCGGAGUCCGCCUACCACAAGCAGGACUGCAGCGAGGAGGAGUUCGCCGGCAGCCCCGUCGUCUGCCUGCUCUCCAGCGAUCGUCGCUGGGCCCUGGUCGGCAUCAGCUCGUGGCGUAUCGCGUGCGCCCCGAACGGGGUCGAGCGACCCCGGAUGUACGACAAGAUUACGCCCAACACGCCGUGGAUCCGUGACACGAUCGCGGCGACGGUCACGUGAGCCGAAUUUCCGUCACUCGAGCAAGCGAGCGACAGCUGAACCUUUACCAAAUAAACGAUAGCCUUACAGCACACCAAGCGUUGGCGCUAGCAGCAACUGUCAGCGUCUGCAAUCUGACAGCUUGCCGGAGAUUCUCAUCAAAUGGCGCCUUCCGGGAGGGGAAGACCCAAUGCACGCUCGCUCCCCUCCCCUCCCAGGACGGUUCUUCUUUGAUUUGUGAUAGUAUAUUGCCAACUAAGUCAGCUUGCUUGCUGCGCAAAGCGAACACAGGACGAGCCUGUCUGUGCUGGUGUAGCAAAUCGUAGCAAAAAAGCGCCAAACAGGGACAAGUUGUUGUUUUUUAUGCCAUUUUUAUUUGUGUUUUCGUUAUACUGCGUUUUAUCGGACACCGCACCGGCCUCGUGCUGUUGAACGAACUGCUCAUAUUGUUUCCGUACUACGUUCCAUUUCAGCAAUGUGUCCAUUCACUUUGCACCGCCAAUAACACAUGUCAAUAAAACAACAAAAAUACAACAGCUGGAUCAAAGAGCGUAAACCAAGGUUCGGUUUAAUAUAAAUUAAAUCACUCAAAGGUAACACACAGUUGAUCAAUCCUACCACCCAGCGAACGACCAAAGUGCGCACGGGUGACUCGAGCUAAUUACUGCGAAUUGGAAUGUAAGGGGUCCUUAUGGCCCAAGGAAAUAGCGGAAAGUCUACUCGAAAAACGAAGCAAAACUUUGAAGCGCUAGCGCGGGAGCAGAACCUUUCUGGAACCUUUGUGUACAUUAGAGACGUCAGCAGAUCUGCUGGGUGUAUCCGGUUUAGAAAUUUAGUACUCUAGUUCGUCAUUAUUAUACCUUUUUUUUUGUUUUAUUUACCUUAUUAUCACUAGCUUCCUAAUAGGCUUUGAUACAAGUAUGUGAGAAGUGCAUGGUCGUGUUUGUGUCCGAGUGGGGGUGCAUGAGAUAGGAUGUAAGAGUAGGCGUAGAUAAAUAUAUUAUAAAACCGUCAAGCCAACGAUAACUGCCUUCGUUUUCCCCCACUGUGCUCGUUUGGCCAAGAUGGACAAGUAGCAAAUGUCAUUAGCUAACAGGAAAAAAAAGUGUAUACUUGUGUAGCAUACAUCAAAUAAUUUGGAUCUGUUGUAAUCAUGUAUUAUUCCUCAACUGGAUAAUGGACCCGAUGAACCUGUUUUCACAAUAAAUCAUAACUUUAUAUGC